AUGUGGAGGAAGAGGAGCAAUGGGAUGAUGAGAGUGAUGAUGAAAAUUUUGAGGAGAGUGAGAGUGAUAGUGAAACUGGUUUCAACUCCGACGAUUUCAUUGACGAAGAAAUUGAAGAAGAUGAAGAACAAGAUGUUCUUAAGGAGCAUGCCAUGGGGGACUAUCAAGUUGCAACCAUGGAUGAUAUUCCAAAGCAAGACACACUUCAUGGAGGUCUUCAGAGACUUCUGUAUUCAAGAGGGAUUUGCUGUGAGUGUUGAAAAGGCUGAUACAACCAGAUUCACUGCAAUAUGUCUGGUUGAGUCAUGCAAUUGGAGGAUCCAUGCCUGUGUGUUGUUGGAUGGGGUCAGUUGGGCCAUUAAAACUCUUUUCAGUGAGCACAAGUCUUGUGGGAGACUUGAGGAGAAUCCCAUGGUGACAUCUCAGUGGCUAUGCACCAAACUACUUCCUGACAUUGAAGCAAAUCCAGAAAUCCCAAUUAAGACACUUCAAAGAAAGGCAUUGGGGAUUUAUAGGGUACAAGUGAAACAGAGGUUGAUGUACAAGGUGAGAAGCCUCGGGAGGCAGCAAAUUUAUGGAGGUUUUGAUGAGUCAUAUGCCCUUUUACCAUCCUAUGCUGAAAUGAUCAAAUCUACCAAUCCUGGGAGUUAUGCCUUGGUCACUUGGACUGCAGAUUCUGGUAACGUGACACCCCGUUUCAAGGCUUGCUUUUUCUCCUUUGCUGCACAAGUUAGGGGUUUCUUAAGAGGUUGUAGGCCUAUCAUAGGCAUUGAUGGUGCACAUUUGAGUGGAUACUAUAAGGGAAUUCUCCUCACUGCAGUUGCUAUCGAUGGGAAUAAUGAGAUUUUUCCAUUAGCCUAUAGCAUUGUGAGUACGGAGAGUAUGGACACAUGGUCCUAUUUUUUCAGAAGCUUGAAGGCUUUGUUUGUUCAACAUGGGUGCCAGAGGGAUGACUGGACUUUUAUUAGUGACAGAAUGAGGGGAGUAGAAUCUGCUUUGUAUGAUGUUUUCCCCAAAGCAGUCAGGAGGGUCUGUGCUCAGCAUCUGUAUACCAACUGCAGACAAGCUGGAUACAGUGGCACAGCCUUCCAUGACUUGUUCUGGGUUGCUGCUGAUGCAUACAAUCCAUAUGUCUUCAACAAAGCCAUGGAAAAGAUUGGCAAACUCAUCCCACAAGCAGUGGGAUAUCUUGACAAAGUGCCUGAACAGUGGUCCAGACACAAGUUUGAUGUUGGGGUCACUUGUGAUCACAACACCACCAACUUUGUGGAAUCCUUCAACGCGUGUACCAAACCCUUUAGGGAUCUUCCUGUUUUGUCACUUCUUGAAGAAAUAAGGUCUUGGUGCAUGACGAAGAUCGGGGCCAGAUUUGAUAAAGCUGUUGACAUUGGACCCGAUCAAUUGACGCCAUAUGCUACUAAGGAGCUUGAAGAGAGGAGUGCUGACUCGAGGUUCUGUUAUGCAACUAAUGCUGGGGGGGGUGAAUUUGAGGUUUUAGAUGGUCAUGUGAAGUUCCCUAUUAGGCUUGCUGCUAGAGUUUGUGGUUGUGGGAAAUGGCAAGGGUGUGGUAUACCUUGCAAGCAUGCUAUUAGGGUAAUAUACCAUCAAAGACUCAAUCCUACAGAUUUUGUUUCUCCUUACUUCAAAGGGGCAGCCUAUAAGCUCACAUACUCAGAGCAUAUUCACCCCAUGCCUGACUCAACAUAG
This is a messenger RNA of Spinacia oleracea (spinach), 1707 nucleotides long. RefSeq lists its product as uncharacterized. Lineage: Eukaryota; Viridiplantae; Streptophyta; Magnoliopsida; Caryophyllales; Amaranthaceae. Gene Ontology annotation, molecular function: zinc ion binding; transposase activity; DNA binding. Bases 1 to 1707 code for a protein of 568 amino acids. Gene Ontology annotation, biological process: DNA transposition. The transcript is spliced from 4 exons. The record is from RefSeq and is a predicted model, not a curated record.